Messenger RNA from Mastomys coucha (southern multimammate mouse), 1479 nucleotides. It is a transcript of the gene Hpx, whose product is annotated as hemopexin. Gene Ontology annotation, biological process: intracellular iron ion homeostasis; heme transport. Gene Ontology annotation, molecular function: heme transmembrane transporter activity. NCBI's taxonomy places the organism in Eukaryota, Metazoa, Chordata, Mammalia, Rodentia, Muridae. Bases 21 to 1403 code for a protein of 460 amino acids. The transcript has 10 exons. The record is from RefSeq and is a predicted model, not a curated record.
UGUGGCCUUUGCAGCUCAACAUGGCUAGGACAGUAGUGGCACUAAACAUACUGGUGUUGCUCGGCCUGUGCUGGUCCCUGGCUGUUGCCAACCCUCUUCCUACUGCCCAUGGGAGAGUUGCCGAAGUUGAAAAUGGGACCAAGCCAGACUCAGAUGUACCCGAACACUGCUCGGAUACCUGGAGUUUUGAUGCUACCACCAUGGAUCACAAUGGGACCAUGCUGUUCUUUAAAGGGGAGUUUGUGUGGAGGGGUCACUCAGGGGCCCGGGAGUUAAUCUCAGAGAGGUGGAAGAAUCCCAUCACCUCAGUGGAUGCUGCAUUCCGUGGUCCUGACAGUGUCUUCCUGAUCAAGGAAGACAAAGUCUGGGUGUACCCUCCUGAAAAGAAGGAAAAUGGGUAUCCAAAGUUGUUCCAAGAAGAGUUUCCUGGAAUCCCAUACCCACCGGACGCAGCUGUGGAAUGCCACCGUGGAGAAUGCCCGAGUGAAGGCGUCCUCUUCUUCCAAGGUAACCGCAAGUGGUUCUGGGACUUUACCACAAGAACCCAAAAGGAACGUUCCUGGCCAGCUGUUGGGAAUUGCACUGCAGCCUUGAGGUGGCUUGAACGCUACUACUGCUUCCAGGGUAACAAGUUCCUGCGAUUCAACCCUGUCACAGGAGAGGUGCCUCCCAGAUACCCUCUGGAUGCCCGUGACUACUUCAUAUCCUGCCCUGGCAGAGGCCAUGCUAGACCCAGAAAUGGAACUGCUCAUGGGAAUAGCACCCAUCCUAUGCAUUUACGUUGUAGCCCAGAUCCUGGCCUGUCUGCACUGCUGUCUGACCAUUACGGUGCCACCUAUGCCUUCACUGGCUCCCACUACUGGCGUCUGGACUCCAGCCGUGAUGGAUGGCAUAGCUGGCCCAUUGCUCAUCACUGGCCUCAGGGUCCUUCAACAGUAGAUGCUGCCUUUUCCUGGGAUGAUAAAGUCUAUCUGAUUCAGGGCACUCAAGUGUAUGUCUAUCUGACGAAGGGAGGCAAUAACCUAGUGAGUGGUUAUCCAAAGCGGCUGGAGAAGGAACUUGGGAGCCCUGCUGGGAUCAGCCUUGAGACCAUAGACGCAGCCUUUUCCUGCCCUGGUUCUUCCAGGCUCUAUGUCACAUCAGGACGGCGGCUUUGGUGGCUGGACCUGAAGUCAGGAGCCCAAGCAACAUGGACAGAGCUUUCCUGGCCCCAUGAGAAAGUUGAUGGGGCCCUGUGUUUGGACAAGUCCCUUGGCCCCCACACAUGUUCUUCCAAUGGUUCCAGCUUGUACCUUAUCCACGGGCCCAAUUUGUACUGCUAUAGCAGUAUAGACAAACUGAAUGCAGCCAAGAGUCUGCCUCAGCCCCAGAAAGUGAACAGCAUCCUUGGCUGCAGUCAAUGAAAAGCCCUGAUGAGAACUAGCCCAGCCCACCUCUCCAUUUUCAUCUUAAUAAAACCAGAUGGUUUCUUCACAUGAA